CGGCCGCGACGCCAGGAUUACUUUAAAUUCGGUCCUGGUCCACACCUUGAAAACCCCCCUGCCCAUACGCAAGCCGCCCGCCCUGCCCUUGGCAGCGCAAGCAGCCUGCUGCACGGAGUGCUGCGCCGGCCCCUUCAAAUGGCCCAUACGUCGGCCUCAACGACUUCGUCGCACAAAUCCUCAUCCUCACACCUUCACCUUUCCCCUUCGCUGUAUGACCGCGACUACGACGACGAUUACUCGGGCGGGAAAUCAACCCCAAUAAGGACACCCUCCAGAUCCUCCAGCAGCAACAUCGAUGACGACAAGGGCGGCAACGAGCUAGAUGACGACGUCCACUUUCCCUUUGCAAUCCGCGAACCCCCAGAAGCGCACCGAGAAGGGAACACGAAGCUUUUCGGUCUUGGCAAUUUUCCUCGACACCAUACGGACACAUUCAGAAGAGGCGAGAACGACGACGGUCACGAUUACUCCCAAGACGACGACGCUUCCGUAUUAGAGCAAGAUCCCGCAGGGAUGUCUAGCUGGGCGGGACAACCCUCCAUUAGGGGGAGCUCGGAGGCCAUGAGAAUGGUGCUCUUGACCUUCAACACUCUUGGUAUCACCUUCACAUGGGGAAUUGAGAUGACUUAUUGUACACCAUACCUAUUGAAUCUUGGCCUCACAAAGAGCAACACCUCGCUGGUGUGGAUCGCAGGACCAUUAUCGGGGCUCGUAGUCCAGCCCAUUGUGGGAGCUAUCGCGGACGAAUCCAAGUCGAAAUGGGGCAGGCGGCGACCAUUCAUCGUGAUAGGUUCAAUCAUCGUCGCAGUCAGCCUGCUGACCUUGGGAUUCACAAAAGAGAUUGUCGAGAUGUUCGUGUCGGACAAGGAGACUGCGCGGAUCUUUACCAUUAUCCUCGCAGUGGUGGCCAUCUACUUUGUGGAUUUCGCCAUCAAUGCUGUAAUGUCUUGCGCAAGAAGCUUGAUCGUCGAUACUCUCCCCAUUGAAAAGCAACAGACCGGCGCCGCGUGGUCUAGUAGAAUGUCCGCGAUUGGACACAUGCUGGGCUAUGGAGCCGGUGCCAUCGAUCUGGUCGGCAUAUUUGGAAAGACAAUGGGCGAUUCGCAAUUCAAGCAGCUCACGCUCAUCGCUACGUUCUUGAUGCUCUUCUCUUCCGGAGUGACCUGCUGGGCUGUCACUGAGCGGGUUUUGGUGUCAACAAGGCACGACCCCCGCAAAGCAACCGGGCGGUUCAAGGUCUUCCGCCAAAUUUGGUCGACGCUGCUCCAUCUUCCCCCUCGGAUCCAGGCCAUCUGCUGGGCCCAGUUCUGGUCCUGGAUCGGCUGGUUCCCGUUCUUGUUCUACAGCACCACCUGGGUUGGCGAGACGUACUUCCGAUACGACGCUCCAGCAGAGGGUAAAGAUUCCAAAGAUGCCCUUGGCGACAUUGGCCGCAUCGGUAGUUUGGCGCUGGUCAUCUACUCGACCAUCACUUUCAUAGGCGCCUGGCUGCUGCCCAUGGUCGUUAAAUCGCCAGAUGAUGACAACUUUACGGCUCGACCGCCCCAAGCCAUUGCGCCGUUCCUUGAACGAUUCAACAAGAACAAGCCCGAUCUCAUGACAGCCUGGAUAUGCGGUCACCUCAUGUUCGCCGCCGCCAUGUUCCUGGCACCCUUUGCGCAGAGCUUCCGCUUCGCAACCUUCCUCGUAGCCUUCUGCGGCUUAUCGUGGACGAUCGCCAUGUGGGCGCCAACGACCUUCCUCGGCGUAGAGGUCAACAAGCUCAGUGGUGCCCGCGAAGGAGGGAGCGGGUCAGCAGCCUACCGCCGCCUCUCAAACGACUCCAACAUUGAGCUGCCCACGCUCGGCCAGGACCAGCCGCUCCAUCUGGAACACGGGCCGGACGAGGGUGGCCAGCAGACGACGUCGUCUACGGGCGAGCUGUCGGGCAUCUACUUUGGCAUACUCAACAUCUACACGACCCUGCCACAGUUUAUCGGAACCUUUAUAAGCACCAUUGUCUUCACCAUUCUAGAGCCGGGCAAAAGCCCCGAACUGUCGGACGCACCCGAACACGAGCAGCAUAACACCGACGGUCCCAACGCCAUUGCGGUCUGCCUCUUCAUCGGUGCCAUUUGUGCGGUGGUGGCCGCGUUUGCCACGCGAAAGCUCAAGCAUCUCUGA
This is a messenger RNA of Colletotrichum costaricense, 2166 nucleotides long. RefSeq names its product sucrose transporter. Gene Ontology annotation, molecular function: sucrose:proton symporter activity. Lineage: Eukaryota; Fungi; Ascomycota; Sordariomycetes; Glomerellales; Glomerellaceae. The transcript has 5 exons. The record is from RefSeq and is a predicted model, not a curated record. The annotation marks the transcript as partial. Gene Ontology annotation, cellular component: plasma membrane.